AUGAAAAAGCAAAUAGAUAAAACAAUAUCAUCAUCAACUGAUCAGAUCUCUACAUUCAAUCAUAAAUCACCUAUUCAACAUCAAUCUAUAUCUAAGAUAAAUAAACAUUAUAAAGAAUUUCAACAUGCAUUGCAUACACUUGAAGUAGCUGCGAAAGAAUUGUGGCAUUUAGAGCUUGAUCAUUUAUCUAAUCAUGAGUCAGUAUCAUCAAAAUUAUCUAAUACUAAAUUUGAUCCACAAGUUCCAUCCAUUUAUAGUUGCCGAACUAUUUUACCAAUAAGUAGUGAAACAAACCAGACAAAAAACGAAACAUUUUCUAAUAUCAAUUCACCAAAUAUUGCUCAUACUAAUUCAAUAGUUAGUACUCAUAAAAUUCUACCAAAUCAAAUUGAUCAAUCAAAUAUUCAAUCUGUACCUCAUACGCAAAAAUCUACCGAAACAUUUCGUUCAAUCAAUAAACAACAAAGUGAAUCUGGAUCUGGUGACAAUUCUAUUAAAUAUUGCACAAAAUCAGCAAUAUUACAUUUAAAAUUUCGAUGUUCAAAACACACACACACAUAA
This is a messenger RNA of Adineta steineri, 561 nucleotides long. Lineage: Eukaryota; Metazoa; Rotifera; Eurotatoria; Adinetida; Adinetidae. The record is from the annotation of a GenBank genome assembly.